This is a messenger RNA of Protopolystoma xenopodis, 924 nucleotides long. The record is from the annotation of a GenBank genome assembly. Lineage: Eukaryota; Metazoa; Platyhelminthes; Monogenea; Polystomatidea; Polystomatidae.
AUGAAUCCUGCUUGUUCUCCGAGUCACAAGAAUGAGAAAGAUGCAGUCGACACGGACUCAGAUUCGGCUCCUAGUUUAAGUCCAAGUGCAGGCUUGGUGAAUGAUAGCAGCUCAAUGCUCAUUGACUCUUCUUUCCCUACUAUUCCGGUGACCAGUCUCUCUCCUGUCCCUCAAAGCCCAGUCGCUCUAGACACGGAACUCCAUCAUAAAGAAACAAUUGCCCUAUUUAAGGACUCAAGCGACACUCAAGUUAGUUGCCCAGACCAAUCAGCCCCAGCAAGCAAUGCAAACCUCUCAGCUUUACCUGUCUGCCCAUCGCCAUGUCUCUGCUCGUCAUCUUCCGUACCUCCUAUCACCUUAUCCUCGACACCAUCCUUGUCAUAUCCAGAUUCGGUUCUCCGAGCAAAAUGUAUCCUAGCUCAGGAUACUCACCAGCCAGACUCUUCUGGAAUAGCCGAUCAGAGGCCCCCUCAGCGUGUCAUUCUUAGUAUUCUUGACAUGCUCGAAAAGUCUGACGCUGCUAUGACUACGAAGACCGCAAAUGAGAAUGUUACAUCUGACUCAUCUUCACGUGGCCUCGCUUUUGCUGGAAUUGAAGAGAGCAGCAUGAGACGCAUGAUAAUGCCGCAUAACGAAGUGGAUUCGAACGGAUGUAAAGGAAAUAACUAUGCUGAAGAGGAAUUUAAGACCGACGAGGAGAACUCUGCAGAAGAAUUUGGUGUCAGAGCAGGCUUGCCUAAACGAACUAGAUUGGCCUGCUCGUGCAUAGUUGAGAAGGGGCCUGGGCAUAGAAUUGCAACCAGUAAGUCACGUCAUUUCCAAGCCUUCUACCGAGAACCGGAGGAUCAGGAUGAAAAAGAAAUCGGCGCCACCUCAUCAUGCCAACAUGAUUCAGUUUCCAAACUGAAGCAAGACCAAUGCCUU